Messenger RNA from Lethenteron reissneri (Far Eastern brook lamprey), 5005 nucleotides. Its product is annotated as exocyst complex component 6B-like. NCBI's taxonomy places the organism in Eukaryota, Metazoa, Chordata, Hyperoartia, Petromyzontiformes, Petromyzontidae. Gene Ontology annotation, cellular component: membrane; exocyst. The record is from RefSeq and is a predicted model, not a curated record. Gene Ontology annotation, biological process: exocytosis; intracellular protein transport; Golgi to plasma membrane transport.
CGUGCGCGCGCGUCCCGACCGACCGGCGACUCCGUGACGAGCGAAUGAGCCACAGCGCUGUAGCGCCUAAUGCCGCUGAAAUGAAUGCGGAAUAGCAAGCACACGGGCGCUCGGCUCAUUCAUUCAUCCUGGCUGUCCUUGCCGCUUGCAUCAGACGGGCUGUGCUUUCAUCUCCGAGGAAUUGGCUCCUGCUACUGCUGCUGCUCCUGCUGCUCCUGCUGCUUCUGCUGCCGAUACGUUGAUUUUUCGCUCAGAACAUGGCAGAGGUAGCCGCUGCUGCUAAUUCUGCCGCUCGGGCUGAUGCCGGCGCCGGGGACAAACGGGUCGGAGCGGACGAUGGGGAUCCGACUGCGGGGAGCGCGGAGCCCCGCCAGGCUGCGGGAGGAAUCGACGCGGCCCUGGACGAAGUCUGCGCCGAGGGGGUCCCCCUGGAGAGCACGAUCCGGGCCGUGUACGAUGGCCAGGACCGCGGGGAGCUCAUGUCUCGCCUGGAUGUGCGCAUCCGGGGCCACGACCGCGACAUCGAGAAACUCUGCAACUUCCACUACCAGGGCUUUGUGGAUUGCAUCACUGAGCUGUUGAGCGUGCGAGCGCACGCGCUCAAGCUGAAGGACCACGUGGUGGAGUCCAACCAGAAGAUGCAGGAGGCAGGACGGGAGUUGGUGCACAUGAAGCGGGAGCUGGUGCGCACUCGCCGGCAGCAGAGAAACGUCUUGCGCACUCUGGAGCAGCUCGCGGCCUGUCUGCCAGUGCUGGAGACCUAUGCCAAGCUGCAGCAACAGAUGGAAGCAAAGCGGUUCUACCCGGCCCUGCGCACGCUGCAGCAGCUGGAGAGCUGCCUGCCCACCCUGCCGCGCUACCGCUUCUGCGCCGCCGUGCGGGACGGGGCGGCCGCGCUGCGCGGCACCGUGCGCGGGCACGCGGCCGCGCGCCUCCGCGACUUCUUGGAGCGUGCGCAGGAGCAGGCCGAGGCGCUGGGGGAGGCCGCCACCUUGCAGGCCCAGAAGCAGCAGAGGCGUGCAGAAUCCCGAAACAUCAUCUUCAGCUUGAACACGAACAGGGCCCCAAAAGCCACACGCUCGAACUCGGACCCGGAGGAUGACCUCGUGGAGGAGGACGAAGCGGAGUGGAGCGCACAGACGUGCCAACAAGGCGUUGAAGAGGAGAGUGUUGAUGAUAAUGAGGAAGAGGAAGCACCCAUGCAGGAGCUCUUGGACUUCUCUGCCCUCUACAGCUGCAUGCUUAUCAGCUCUGUACUGGGAGACGAAGCUGCCUUCCAGACGUAUUACCGGCAGCAGCGCCGAGAGCAAGUGCAGCUCGUGAGCCAGCCUCCCUGCAGCUCGACACAAACUUUGGACAGCUACAGGAAAUACUUCAACCAGAUUGUCGGGUUCUUCGUGGUGGAGGAGCGAGUGCUGUGCAGCACGCGGGGACUGCUGGAGCGGCUGCACCUUCUCGAGCUCUGGGACUCGGCCCUGACCCGCGUGCUCGCAGCGGUCCGCACGCUCGCUCAGACUUGCUGCAGUGAGCCGGAGCUGGUGCGAGGCCUUAAGGAGCUCCUCGUCUCUUUUGCUGACACCAUGCAGGGUCUCGGAGUCCCCGUGCAGCAGCUGCUGUUGCUGCUGCACGACUUCCGGGCGCAGUACGGCGAGGCUCUGCACGCCAAGUGGGCGGCCGCCUUCCAGAACAUUCUGGAUGGUGACUCGUACAGCCCCGUGAACCUGGCCUCGGAAGAAGAGUGCGCACGUCUGGCCAUCGCCUUCCCACUCUCCAGCAUCCCCACAGUGUUCCCUGCUUGCCUGCCAUUCUCCCCGGCCAUCCCAGCCAUCUACACUCAGGUGCAGGAGUUUGUCAAGGCCUGCUUGCAGUUUUCCGAGGACCUGCAUCUUAGCACCACGGAGCUGGAUGACAUGUUGCGGCGCUCCACGAACCAGCUGCUCGCCCGGGCACUGGCAGCAUCUCUGAUGGAGCUCGCAACGCGGCCCUCGCUGGGCCUCAUGGAGCUGGUGCAGCUGAGUGUGAACAUCGGCGAGCUGGAACAGAGUCUUCCCUCCCUCACGGACUUCAUCUCAGGCCUGACUGGCGUGGCCACGAGCGCCACCCACAACACGCUCCUCUAUACCAGUGACACAUUCAAGGAUGCCCGGCGGCUGGCAGAGGAGAGCGUGGAGUCGCGCCUCGUGGGCAAAGUGGACGAGUUUUUGUCGCUGGCCGAGUACGCGUGGGCCGGCGAGGAACCCACGGGCCGCGCGAGCUCCUACCUCCUCGACCUGCUCACGUUCCUGCGCAGCAUCUUCUCCCUCUUCUCCUGCCUGCCCCGCGCUGUGGCGAAGGCGGCGUGCAUGUCGUGCUGCAAGCACCUGGCUGCCUCGCUGCUCGCGCUGCUGCUGGGCGCCUCGGGGAGUCGGCUGUCUGCGGGCGCCCUGCAGCAGCUCAGCCUCGAUCUCAUGCAGUGCGAGGUGUUUGCGUGCUCGGGACCGGUGCCUGGCUUUGAGGAUGGUUCUCUAGCCCUCGCCUUCCUCGACCUCCGCCAGCUGCUCGAUCUGUUUCUCGAGUGGGACUGGGCCGAGUUCCUGGCUGACUAUGGCAAGCCGCACGCUCGCUACCUCCGCGUGGAUGCUGGCACCGCGCUCACGCUGCUGGAGAGGAUGAGGCAUGGCCGUCCCAGGCAGGCCGGUGUGAGCCAGGUGCGCGGUGCAGAGCGAGAUGAGGCGGCCCUCUACCACAGCAUCCUGCAGCAGCUCCGGGUCGUCGCUGCAGGUCUCAGGACCACAGGGCGCGUGGGGGAGGCUCUCUCGCGACGCCCUGCAGGGUUCUCUUCGCCAGCCGCCCGGCCGGCCCCUGGCCUCGUUGUGAAGUAGCCGAUGGGCACGGUGGGGGAGCGUCACCUCGCGACCUAUGGUGCGUGUACAGCUGCGCUGGCUUCUGUGACUGCAGUGCGAAAUGAAGCUCCGGGAAAAUACGACGAGUUUCGUGGCCGGCCCAGCCCGCGCGACGUCACCCAAUCUUCUCACGAUCCCUUCUCUCACGACUUGAAUCACGUUUUGUCUCAAUCAACUCCUAUAUCGAGUGGACAGAAAAUAUAAAAUCCCCACCUAAUCCCUGGCCUCGCCAGUUUUCUACUCAUGCCUCGUGUUGAAACUGAAAUCCCUGAACCAUUGUUGUAAUGUGCCAAUGUGUUGCAACGCUCGAUGUAUACGUAUCUCCACGACUACUGCCCAUGAUUGACCUGUCGCAGUCUCUUCCCUCUGUGGUUCCAUGUUGAGUUCUGCUGCAAUUCCAACUGCUGUUGUUGGCUUGAGGACAUGCGGCCUCCAAUGAUCCAUUGUCUUAAGAGGAUCUCACCAACCGGACCCCAAUAUUAGUCGACCACUUCACUUUGGGCCUCAAUUGUCGUUCACUUCCUUUCGUAUCUCCAUCGUCAUAGCACCCCAGCCUGUCGCCAGACGUUGCGAUGCAGAGGUAGGCAAGGAGAUGAAGGUAUGGUGGGUCACUUUGGUAACGGAGAGAGGGAUUAACAACGAGAAGCUCACAGCUCGGAAAGACGUGGACAUAAUGAGCCGAGAUUGGAGCGAUCUAAUCAUCAAUUGUAUUAAUGUGUGACUGCUUUUUCAUUACCAUCAGCGAUGUAUCGGAGAGUCUGUUUAAAAACAAAGGUAAUGGGUUACUAUGUUUGUCUAUGUUAGUUGAAUUGUAAUGGGAAUAAGUCAAAUGUGAUGUGUUUAACUUUUAAAGGGCAUAAUUUUUAGUAAAAAGGUGCAGUUGCGGCAUGAAUGUCAUGUUUGUCAUGUUUGGUUACAGCUGCACGGCGCGAUUGUCGUUCUUUUGAGGCGGUAACAAACAGCAACUUCUGGUUUGAGCAACAAGGCGGCAAGACGCGGUAUUGCCUUCUUCCGGUUCUGUUUUAGAUCGUCUCGACCAUCUGAAGGGGAGGCAAAAUGUUGGCCGGCUGAAAUAACAGCGCCUUCUGUGUGUGUGUUUAACUAGAUUGGACGUAAUGCCGUGUAUGUGUGUGUUUAACUAGAUGGGACGUAAUGGUUUUUUGGGAGUUUGUGUUUUUAUUGCUGCAACGUUUUAACAUUUCGUUGGCCGAAUGACGAUUGUGCGAUGAAUGUUGCGCGUUAUUUGUGUCUGUGAAUGAUUUUCUGGACAUUCCGUUUUUUAACAGUGAUGGUGCUGAGUGGGGUAGCCGAAAGAGUGCAUUCCGUCUCGCUUCAACUCCGAAUACAGUGGUGGCCCGUGAAACUAAAAUAAAUCUCACUCGCCUGGACAUCCAUCCUACUCAUAUGGUUAAUAGUCCCCUGAAUUGUCCAUUGCCUUGGUUGUCUUAUGGGAUCUGUAUGAACAAUGCAUCGUCGUGUGAUAAGAACAAUGGUUUUGCCAUUUUUCAACUCCGUUCAGUUUUCCUUUUUGCAACAAUGAAUGAGGCAGCAUUCCACGGUUGAGAUAAAAUUUUGCGUAAACAUUCAGUAAAUGUAAACUUGUAUUUUUAUCCUACAACUGGUGCUGCUUUUAUGAUGUCCACAGAUGUUUGCAUCUGGCCUGGGAGCUUUGCCUUUAAGUGCUGUGAAGGGCGGUGGUUACUUUUUGAAUUGUGCCAUCUGGAGCCUCCUAAUUUGAACAAUAGAUAUUGUCUGGGGCGUUGUAUAUGAUUUCUAUUGCUUUGGAGAUCUGCAUACAAUGCCUCCACGAGUUUUCUAUCAUACAUUGUGUUCCAGCUUGCUGUCUGAGAGGUACUCUCUGCAAUUUCCUUUUGGCAGCAUAUGUGUAUUUGAGUUUAACAUGCUUUUAGUUAUUUUACCAAUUAAUCAGUUUUCACCAGCAUAAGGAUAACAUUGGAAUACCAUGGAAAGUGCAUUAGGCACAUGAUGAUUGGACAAACUUAAAUGCUAAGCCACAGGGCUGCACAUACUUAUUUAAAAAUAUGAUUAUGACAUUAAUUAAUACUAUAUUAAAUAUACCUGUAUUUUUUAAACGUUCAUUUAAUUUAUCUGUGGUGAUGCCA